This is a messenger RNA of Armigeres subalbatus, 546 nucleotides long. RefSeq lists its product as uncharacterized. Lineage: Eukaryota; Metazoa; Arthropoda; Insecta; Diptera; Culicidae. The record is from RefSeq and is a predicted model, not a curated record. The coding region runs from base 1 to 546 and encodes 181 amino acids. The transcript has a single exon.
AUGAUAAGUUCAAUCCCUGGCCUCCAACUGCCACGUGGUGGACUUAAUGCCGGUGAACCCUAUCGAGAGCCGCUUGGAAGCCUGAUGUACAUUAUGCUUUGUGUCAGGCCAGAUGUGUGUUACCCUGUCGGGUACCUCGGGCGGUUCCAGCAAGAUUCGUCGACCGUACAUUGGAACGCCUUGAAGCGAUACUUAAGCGGGACAAAAACCCUUUGUCUCGAAUACCAAAGGAACAGCGAAGCAGAAGCGCUCGUCGGCUUUGCUGACGCCGAUUGGGCGGCCGAUGUUCAGGACCGAAAAUCGGUAAGCGGGUUCAUCUUCAAGGUGUAUGGAUGCACCGUGUCGUGGAACAGCAAAAAGCAAUCCACCGUAUCGUUGUCGUCAAGCGAAGCGGAGUAUGUCGCUCUUAGUGCAGCAGCGACAGAGGCCGUAUGGAUCAGCGGCGUCUUGGAAGAUCUACAUGUUGCUGCCAACCCGGUGUCAAUCGUGGCUGUGUGUGCAUGGCCAAAAACCUGGAGAGCAAGAGGACCAAACACAUCGACCUGA